Messenger RNA from Olea europaea var. sylvestris, 1608 nucleotides. RefSeq names its product protein STRICTOSIDINE SYNTHASE-LIKE 3-like. Gene Ontology annotation, biological process: biosynthetic process. NCBI's taxonomy places the organism in Eukaryota, Viridiplantae, Streptophyta, Magnoliopsida, Lamiales, Oleaceae. Gene Ontology annotation, molecular function: strictosidine synthase activity. The record is from RefSeq and is a predicted model, not a curated record. The transcript is spliced from 4 exons. Bases 122 to 1297 code for a protein of 391 amino acids.
UCCCUUAACCAGUCGCAUCCAAAAUUCAAUUCGUAAGCCGACUGAGAUUGCGAAGACAAAGCAAAACACAGUGCAACUACCCAACAGGAAAACACUCGACAAUCUUAAAUACUUCCGGACAAUGACGCCUGUCGGAAUAUUUGCCGGAAUUUGCCUUUUGUUGGCCAUAUAUUGUGCUGUGGACCCAUUCCAGCACAGUCCAACUUCUGGAUUCCCGAACUUUGAAACUUUUAAGGUGGAAAUAACGCCUUGGUCUGGAAUCCCUGUUGAAAAAGACACUGAAAAUUUGCUCCAGAAAUCUAAAAUCAAGUUCUUGAAUGAAGUGCAAGGACCGGAGAGCAUGGCAUUCGAUCCCAUGGGUCGCGGUCCGUACACUGGUGUGGCUGAUGGGAGAGUUAUCUUUUGGGAUGGCUAUAAGUGGACUGAUUUUGCUUUUACUUCGGCUAAUCGGUCUGGCCUAUGUGAUCCAAAACCAUCGAUUAUGGACUACUUGAGGAACGAGCACAUCUGUGGCAGGCCUUUGGGGCUAAGAUUUGACAAAAGAACAGGUGAUCUAUACAUUGCAGAUGCAUAUUUUGGGUUAAUGAAAGUCGGGCCUGAAGGUGGCUUAGCAACAUCGCUGGCAACUGAAGCUGAAGGAGUUCGACUGGGAUUUACAAAUGACUUAGACAUUGAUGAUGAAGGGAACAUUUAUUUCACAGAUAGCAGCACUAUAUACCAAAGAAGGAACUUUCUGCAGUUAGUUUUUUCUGGAGAAAAUAGUGGGAGGGUGCUUAAAUACAAUCCAGAUACAAAAGAAACCACUGUUCUUUUUCGGAAUCUCCAAUUUCCAAAUGGUCUGUCCCUAAGUAAGGAUGGUUCGUUCUUAGUUUUCUGUGAGGGUUCGGUUGGAAGGUUGCGCAAAUACUGGUUGAAAGGUGAAAAAGCAGGGACCUCUGAUGUAAUGGCUGUGCUGCCUGGCUUUCCUGAUAAUGUCCGAACAAAUGAAGAUGGUGACUUUUGGGUAGCAGUUCACUGUCGUAGAACCAUAUAUGCUCAUUUAUCAGCUCUAUACCCAAAACUCCGGUUCUUCUUACUGAAGCUUCCAAUUCCUGCGAAGCUCCAUUAUCUGAUGCAACUUGGAGGCCGCCCUCAUGCAGUGGUCGUGAAGUACAGUCCGGAAGGUGAACUAUUAAAGAUUUUGGAAGACAGGCAAGGAAAAGUAGUUAAAGUUGUGAGCGAAGUUGAGGAGAAGGAUGGAAAGCUUUGGAUGGGAAGUGUCUUGAUGCCAUUUGUUGCAGUUUACAAAUUAAACUAAGUAUUAGAAUAAUACUAUCUAGCACCAUACUAGGCUACGUUAAGUGAGAGUCUCAUUGAAAUUAAGUGAUUCAUUUAAUUAGUCUUCUCAUUUAAUGUCACAUCAGUGCCCUAGACUUGUGUUUUGACACCAGUGGUGUUAAAUAGUAUUACUUUUCUUAUUGUGGCCUCCUCAUUUGUAAUAUUAAAAAUUCCUUGUAAUUAUGUAGUGCCUCAUCUUCCUAGUCAUUUACUUGAUUAAAAUAGUGGUUUUAACACUUUAUUUACAAAUGUUGCAGUAUGUCUUGAUAUAUAUCUAGAAAUCAUAUGGCU